Messenger RNA from Saprolegnia parasitica CBS 223.65, 1566 nucleotides. RefSeq lists its product as hypothetical. Bases 1 to 1566 code for a protein of 521 amino acids. The record is from RefSeq and is a predicted model, not a curated record. Lineage: Eukaryota; Oomycota; Saprolegniomycetes; Saprolegniales; Saprolegniaceae. The transcript has 11 exons.
AUGGUGACCGGAGGGCUUGUCGACGUGCACACGGCGGACGGUCGCCGGGCCGCGACGUACUUUGUGCUGCAGCAUCUGCACGGCGCGCGGGGCGUGAUGAUUCCGCACACGGCGUUCUUGGACGACGAAGGGGUCCUCGUCGAGUGGCUCUUCUGCUCUCACAAGUCGUCGCUGAUCCAGCGCAAGAAGGCGAUCCAGAACACAAACUUGCUCUUGUUUGAGCUCCAGCUGCAGGAACUCGCCGACGCCGUCGACGACACCACCGUCGCCGUCGUUUGUGAAGAUACCUUGCGGCUCUUGGACGAGACGCAGCUCGAUGCGUACGUCCGCACGCUGUGCGCGCGGGAGACCGACAUGUUCGCACCGGUCGCGCGGUUGCCAGGCCCGCGUCGAUUCAACGACGGUGCGUACUGCCUCCAGGCGUACACCGUGCCCCACGACGGGCUCCGCUACUUCGCCGAACUCCACGCCGAGGGCGAGACCCGCCGGUCGAGAAUCGCCGGAGGGAUUGCCAUCACCGCAGCUCCGUAUGCCUCGUCGCUCGAGAGCGGCACCGUGCUGACGUAUGGAACGACGGCCGAGAUCGAGUCGACGCUGCAGGCCGUGACGAUGCAGGUCUUUUCGCACCUCCAGAAAACAAUGCAAGUCGAAGCGAUGCGGCUCGAAUUUGUGUUUGCGAUCGCGUCGAUCGCCAAGCGCAUUGCGUCGCCCGUUCUGCUGGGCGCUCAGUGGAUACACGAGACCAACCAGGCGGAGCGCCCGACUACCGGCAGCCGCCGCGACAGUCGCUUGACUCCGACCGAGGGCCACGCAGAAGGCGAUGACAUCCCACCGCUGAUCGCCGACGUCGCCAACGGGCACGUGUGUCGGUUCUGCCGCCGACCGCGUGAGGCAGAGCUCAGUGCCGAGCUCGCCAAGACCCAGGCGACGCUCCGGCAUACCAUUGGCAAGCUGCAAGCGCGCGAACGAACGCUGGACCAGAGCCGUGUGGAAGCCGCCACCAUGCAGCAAAAGAUUCGCGACCUCGACAGUACGGUCGCCGAGCUGCACAACCAGCUCAAGCGGGAAGGCGCGCAGUCGAAAUUCGCUCUCCAGCAGCUCACAGACCUCCUCGCCGAGUCGGAGCGACAGCACCACAAGGUGCAAGCGAGUCUCGAGCUCGAAGAGAGUGCUCGGACCCGCGCCGAAGCGGUCAUCAAAGACCUGGAAGCCACGCUGGCGCAGCUCCACCAGACCGCCGACGCCCACCAAAAGCUCGCAACCAUCGAGCUCAAACGAGCGCAGACCGAGGCCGAGAACCACCUGCGCAGCGCCACAACGCUACGCGCGGCGCUCACCAAGAUGACCAAGGAGCGCGAUGAUUGCCUCUCGUUCCGCGCCUACCUCUAUCGGCGGCUCGCCGACACGUCGCAACCGGGCGUCGAGCCGCCCAAGCGCGUCGCAGGUGGCUUUUGGUCGUACCCGACGCCGUCGCCCGAGAACGUGGCCGAGGUCGUCCGCGUCCUCGUCGACUCGCAGCGCAGCGCCAAAGCCAAAGCCAAGUCGACCAAGUCCCUGCACGAGUGA